This is a messenger RNA of Onychomys torridus (southern grasshopper mouse), 4765 nucleotides long. RefSeq names its product POU class 2 homeobox 1 (gene Pou2f1). Gene Ontology annotation, molecular function: DNA-binding transcription factor activity, RNA polymerase II-specific; RNA polymerase II cis-regulatory region sequence-specific DNA binding. The transcript has 16 exons. The record is from RefSeq and is a predicted model, not a curated record. Gene Ontology annotation, biological process: regulation of transcription by RNA polymerase II. Lineage: Eukaryota; Metazoa; Chordata; Mammalia; Rodentia; Cricetidae. Gene Ontology annotation, cellular component: nucleus. The coding region runs from base 2109 to 4385 and encodes 758 amino acids.
UGGCUCUUUUGCUACAUAGAGCAGCACACACUAUUAACUGCUGAGCUAUCUCUCCAGCCCCAAAGCUGCUGUAAUUUCCUUCUUGUGUACUGAUAGGAAAAUACUAAGUCUUAUAUAUUUCUGUAAGAGCUGAAAACUCUGUAAGUACAGUUGUAAGUACAUACUGUACAUUAUAACAAAUUAAUCUUGAAUCUGAGCUGAGAUGUCUCAAGUAGCAUUGGUUGACACUGGGUAAUAUGACAGCAUGUGCAGUACAUAAUGUUCAUAUUGUAUGUUCAGAACCAAGGCUGUAGUGAAGUUGUGUAAUACAACACUGGACAAAUACAGUAAUACAUUUGCAAAGAGCUUUGCAAAUACAUUACACACAUCUUUAUUUCAUAGCAUUUUAAAAAUCAGACAUCUAGCAUGCUUGAAGGUUAGUGAUAAAUAAAAACAGGUUAUCAAUGAGUGGGUACCCUUAAGAACUCAACUUCUAUCUAGUGUAUUAUUUGUAUACACUUACUUUUAAACACUGUAUCUUUGCUACCAAUUAUUGGUCUCCUUCUUCAGGACUGAAUCAAGCCACUUUAUAGUCUUUUUCCCCUCUCCCUUCCUCUCUCUCCCUACUCUUGAGUUCUUUGAAUGUGUGACUCAUCCUUAAUGUGUAGGUUUAAAAAAGAACUUGGAUCUUGAUGUCAGCAGAAUCUAGAUUGAAAUCCUGGCUCCAAGUUAUUAAUGUGCCAUUGAGUAAAAAGCGCUUUAGUUUUCUGUGCCUUAGUUUCUUUAUUCCUAAGAAUUUAACAGGCCUUACUUUGCAGUGUUUUUAUAAAUCUUCUGGAUUUUUAUAAUGAUAUCUGAAAGGUUGUAACUUAAUUUCAAACUUUAAUAAACAUGUUUAGUAAGGAUAUAUGUAUAGAAAGUUACACACACACACACACACACACACACACACACACACACACACAGGUCCACUAAGUGGUAUUGCUUAAAAAUACUAAUUCUGCAGUUACAUGGCCAUUUGGGAAUGAUAUCUAUUCUAAGUAACAAACUAUCUUCCCCUUGAGUUUGAUUUUGGUGCAAGCAUGUUGCAUGUCGGCAGUCAGCUAAUGGGCUGGUAAUUCAGUAGUUUAGAAAGAUUCCUAUAAUGAACAUCUGCUUUCAGAGAUGCUUGUGUACACUCGGCCCUGCUUUUGCAUUUAUGCUGUUGUCGUGUUUUAAGUGGACUUUCUCCUGACAGUGUGUGUGUGUUAAUAACUGGAAAAUUCCCUAUCAGUAGACUAGCACCAUCUUGACAAGCCUGUGUUCUGCUUCUACCUUGCUAAUUGUUUCCUUGGGAUUAUUUGGAUUGUGUAGAAAGCCCUUUGCAAAUCCUCUUAUUACUGAAGUCAUUGUUGCCAGCAGGAAUAAGAUUAAAGGUGCUUAAGUCUGUAGAGUUGUUUCUAAUUUGUUCAUGUCAUUUCAGUGGCAUUUUAACAGAACUCUGUCUCCUGCCCCUCCCUUCUCCCCUGGUACUAUCUCAAGUUAGGUCCAAGAUGCCAGACCAUUGGAAGAAAUCUCACUUUAUCCUCCUAAUUAUUAUGCUGGCACUCCAGAGAUAAUUUUUCCCUUCAUGCACUGCCAAUUAAUAUGCAAAUAAGCUGAUAAAUAUUUAUGUAUUCAUUUAAAUUAUGCAGGGAGUGCUUUCAGUGUAUUCUGUAAAUGAAUUGUUCCUGGACUUCAAAGUGCUGGCUGCUGUGCUAACGAGGAGAGAUUUGCAUAAGGCCCUAAUCACACGCAUACUGAUUAAGCUUCAUUAUGGAAACUGCCAGCUGCAAUCUUUGUUUCUAUUUUAUUACAAAAAGGGGAACUUUUCAUGCUUCAGUUGCCUUGACAAUGUCAGUCCUAGCUGCUAGAAGAGACUAAAACUCCUCUGAGCAACUGAAGUUUCCUUAUUCAGUUGAAGAUUGCUAUGGUGUAACUGAAGUUGUAGUUUGCUUCUCUUGUUAAUUCACUGCCACUCCUCCCACCCUUGUUCUCUUAAGAACCUAGUACAGAUUUGUUAGAAUAGUAGUACCUUCUUUUCCCCACCCCAAACGAUACCUGUUCCUUCUUGCUUUGGACUGUCUGCAUCUCCUGAAGAUUUUACAGCAAUGCUGGACUGCAGUGACUGUGUUCUAGAUUCAAGAAUGAACCAUCCGUCAGAGACCAAUAAACCGUCUAUGGAGAGUGGAGAUGGCAGCACUGGCACACAAACGAAUGGCCUGGACUUUCAGAAACAGCCUGUGCCUGUUGGAGGAGCAAUCUCAACAGCCCAGGCCCAGGCUUUCCUUGGACAUCUCCACCAGGUCCAACUCACUGGGACAAGUUUACAGGCUGCUGCUCAAUCUUUAAACAUUCAGUCUAAAUCUAGUGAGGAAUCGGGGGAUCCGCAGCAGCCAAGCCAGCCUCCUCAGCAGCCGUCCGUGCAGUCAGCCAUCCCCCAGACCCAGCUAAUGCUGGCUGGGGGCCAGAUAACUGGGCUCACUUUGACACCGGCCCAGCAGCAGCUACUCCUACAGCAGGCCCAGGCCCAGGCCCAGCUCCUGGCUGCUGCGGUGCAGCAGCACUCCGCCAGUCAACAGCACAGUGCUGCUGGGGCCACCAUCUCAGCCUCUGCUGCCACACCCAUGACCCAGAUCCCCCUGUCUCAGCCCAUACAGAUUGCACAGGAUCUUCAACAAUUGCAACAGCUUCAACAGCAAAAUCUCAACUUGCAACAGUUUGUGUUGGUGCACCCGACCACCAACUUGCAACCAGCACAGUUUAUCAUCUCACAGACCCCCCAGGGCCAGCAGGGUCUCCUGCAAGCGCAAAAUCUUUUAACGCAACUACCUCAGCAAAGCCAAGCCAACCUCCUACAACCACAGCCAAGCAUCACCCUCACUUCCCAGCCAGCCACCCCAACUCGCACAAUAGCAGCGACCCCAAUUCAGACCCUUCCACAGAGCCAGACGACACCAAAGCGAAUUGAUACUCCCAGCUUGGAGGAGCCCAGUGACCUUGAGGAGCUUGAGCAGUUUGCCAAGACCUUCAAACAAAGACGAAUCAAACUUGGAUUCACUCAGGGUGAUGUUGGGCUCGCUAUGGGGAAAUUAUAUGGAAAUGAUUUCAGCCAAACCACCAUCUCUCGCUUUGAAGCCUUGAACCUCAGCUUUAAGAACAUGUGCAAGUUAAAGCCACUUUUAGAGAAGUGGCUAAAUGAUGCAGAGAACCUCUCAUCUGAUUCUACAGCAUCUAGCCCAAGUGCCCUGAAUUCCCCAGGGUUGGGGGCUGAGGGCUUGAAUCGUAGGAGGAAAAAACGCACCAGCAUAGAGACCAACAUCCGUGUGGCCUUAGAGAAGAGUUUCAUGGAGAAUCAAAAGCCUACCUCGGAAGAUAUCACCUUGAUUGCUGAACAGCUUAAUAUGGAAAAGGAGGUGAUUCGUGUUUGGUUUUGUAACCGCCGCCAGAAGGAGAAAAGAAUCAACCCACCAAGCAGUGGUGGGACCAGCAGCUCACCUAUCAAAGCAAUUUUCCCCAGCCCAACCUCACUGGUGGCAACCACUCCAAGCCUUGUGACAAGCAGUACAGCAACUCCCCUCACAGUCAACCCUGUCCUUCCCUUAACCAGCGCUGCAGUGACUAAUCUCUCUCUUACAGGCACUACAGACACCACAUCCAACAACACAGCCACUGUGAUUUCCACAGCACCCCCUGCUUCGUCAGCAGUCACAUCUCCCUCCUUGAGCCCCUCCCCUUCUGUCUCAGCCUCCACCUCUGAGGCCUCGAGUGCCAGUGAGACCAGCACAACUCAGACCACCUCCACGCCUCUUCCCUCCCCUCUUGGGGCCAGCCAGGUGAUGGUGACAGCAUCUGGCUUGCAAACAGCAGCUGCUGCUGCUCUCCAAGGAGCUGCUGCACAGUUGCCAGCAAAUGCCAGUCUUGCUGCCAUGGCUGCUGCUGCAGGACUCAACCCAGGCCUGAUGGCACCCUCACAGUUUGCUGCUGGCGGUGCCUUACUCAGCCUGAAUCCGGGGACUCUGGGCGGGGCUCUCAGCCCAGCCCUAAUGAGCAACAGUACACUGGCUACCAUCCAAGCUCUUGCUUCUAGUGGUUCUCUUCCAAUAACAUCACUGGAUGCAACUGGGAACCUGGUAUUUGCCAAUGCAGGAGGAGCCCCAAACAUCGUGACUGCCCCCCUGUUCCUGAAUCCUCAGAACCUCUCUCUGCUCACCAGCAACCCAGUAAGCUUGGUUUCUGCCGCCACGGCCUCCACAGGGAACUCCGCCCCUGCAGCCAGCCUUCAUGCCUCCUCCACCUCUGCUGAGUCCAUCCAGAACUCUCUCUUCACGGUAGCCUCUGCCAGUGGGGCUGCUUCCACCACCACCACUGCCUCCAAGGCACAGUGAGCUGGGUGCAGAGCUGGGCUGCCACAGGCCUUCAUCACUGCAGCAUGAUGGGCUGCCAGCUGUGGAGAACUGACAAGUGUGAUCGGCUUCCUCUCACCCACUGUGUUGUGAGGAUGAGGGAGACAUGGAGAGAAGAAAAAAUACACAUGCCAGGAAAAAAAAUGGAGACAGGACAUCGUUUGCCUAAUUUUAUAAUAAAACAAUGUCUUUUCAGGAUUGCUUCAUGGAUUGGAGAACUUUCUAACCAAAAAUUUAAAAGAAAAAAAAAAAACAGAAACAAAAAAAUCAAAAACAGACAGACAAAAAUAAAUGAAAGGACUACUUAUCAUUUCCAGCAGUCAUGAGGACAAGCUAAGGUGGGUUACCAGUUCCAAUAGAGG